AUGGAUUUUCUUAUCAUUGUUGGUUCCGCACUCUUUAUCUGCAGUCUGUCAGCCUCCGCAUCGAAGCUAUUCAGUGCAGACUUCUACGAGCCGAGAGGCCAACGGAUCUGUAAGCGCGGCACAGAGCGCCCCUGCUACAAAAUUGCCUACUUUCAAGACGGCAGACGCAAAGUGAACUUUGAGGAGGCGAGCCGCGCUUGUAAAAGUGAUGGCGGUGAGCUGCUAAGUAUCGAGUCCGAGGCUGAGCAGCAACUGAUAGAACAUUUCAUCCAAGAGCUGAGAGCUGCAGACGGAGACUUCUGGAUUGGACUGCGUCGAGACGCGGGCUACGAGGAGACGAGUGGGGACUGCCCGUCACAGUACUACUGGCUGGACGGAAGCCAGUCAACAUUUAGAAACUGGCACUGGGACGAGCCGUCGUGUGGCUAUGAGGUGUGUGUGGUGAUGUACCACCAGCCAUCAGCUCCACCAGGCCUCGGUGGUCUCUACAUGUUCCAGUGGAACGAUGACAACUGCGAGACAAAGAAUAAUUUCAUCUGCAAGUACACCAAAGAGACUUCCCCUGUGCCUACUCCAUCAGCAAAUGGAAGUGUUCCAGGUGCUCCACCACCAUCCUUGCAGCCAAAAUAUCCUUCAGUAACAAAAACAGAUGAAAGAAUGAGAGUUGUUGUAUCUCCAAACCCAGACAAUGCCUUAAAUGUUGCCUACAUCAUUCUUCCGACAAUUCCACUGCUCCUACUGCUGAUAGUUGCAUCUGGAGUUUUUUGCUUCAAGCUUUUCUCAAAGAGGGGUAAGGAACGGACUGAGACCUGCGCUAAAGAGCCAGGCUACUGGGUGUCUGAUGAGCACUGUGACAGCCCCGGGCAGGACGUCUACAACGUCAUCAGGAAGCAGCACGAGGCAGACCUGGCCGGGACGCGGCCGGACAUCAAGAACACGUCCUUCCUGGGCUCCUCUCCCGACACGCCACCUGGCGACUACGACAACCUGGCCGGGCGGGACACGGAGAGCGGCUUUGUGACACUGGCGAGCACCGAGAGUGGCUUUGUGACCAACGACAUUUACGACAUGUGUCAGUUGCGCAGCAGUGGACGGUACCACCGCGACACAGGGUGGCUGGACAGUGACCUGUAUGGCUACUGAGAAGGCCCUGCUGUCUGUGAACUUCUAGCUCACCACUCUGUGCCACCUAGUAAGGGCUUGCUCUCUGUCCCCCAACCCCCCCACA
Molecule: messenger RNA, 1228 nt
Organism: Sardina pilchardus (European sardine)
Lineage: Eukaryota; Metazoa; Chordata; Actinopteri; Clupeiformes; Clupeidae
Gene: layna
Product: layilin a
Exons: 8
Coding region: 1-1143 (380 amino acids)
Molecular function (GO): hyaluronic acid binding
Source: RefSeq, a predicted model, not a curated record